AUGGCCGCCCCAGCAACCGUUACGUCUCUGCCAGAAUACCACUACCCGGAACAGACCCAGGAGGAGUUAGAAUGGGCGUCCCUAGAAGCGCUCGACAUCUCGCGCCUGGAUCAACCAGGAGGCAAGGAGGAGCUGGCGGCCCAGGUCCUGAGUUUCAUUGACAAGAACGGCUUUUUCUAUGUGAAAGGCCACGGUCUCACGGAUGCAGAGAUCAGAAACCAGUACGCUAUCGGGCGGGAAUUCUUCAAGCUCCCAUUAGAAGAGAAGCAGAAGUAUCUGGCUAACACGGCCGCCGGGGACUUUCGCGGCUAUAAACCGCAAUCAACGGGAGAGCUGGCAGCGAGGGACAAUGACGAGAGGUAUAACAUCCCCAAGUUCACCCCGGAGCACGAGCGGCCGCAUCCAGAGAUUAUCACCCAGCACUUGGAGGAGAUCAAGAGGUUCUCGCUGCACAUCCACAACAAGAUUCUGCUACCGCUCCUGCGUCUCUUUGCAUACGUCUUGGAGGUAGACGAAAACUACUUCGUCAACCGCCAUCGGUAUGAUGCACAGGGCCUGGAGUACCUGAGAUAUAUGCUAUACCACCCUCGCACUGCCGAGGAGGACGCAAAACUCAACAACAUCUGGGCGCGAGGACACACAGACUACAACACCCUGACCUUCCUCUUCCACCAACCCGUCGCCGGGCUCCAGGUCCAAACGAAAGACGGCUGGAAAUACGUCCGCUCAAGCCCUGACUCCAUCAUCGUUAACGUCGCCGACGCCCUCGAGUUCCUAAGCGGCGGCUACCUGAAAUCCACCGUCCACCGCGUCGUCCGGCCACCUGAGGACCAAGCCAGCCGACCACGUCUCGGACUGAUCUAUUUCGCUCGCCCCGAGGCGAACAUCGCUCUGGCGCCCGUGCAAAGUCCGCUUUUGCAACGUCUCGGCUUGCAGAAGGGCGUGGAUGAGUCGCUUGGGAGCGUCACUGCUGAAGAGUGGGCGAGGGCGCGCAUCGCGAAGGAUCAUCGCUUCAGGACGGGGAUCGCGAAGCAGCGCGAGAGAGAGAUCAUUGCGGGCGUGAGCGAGAAAUAUUAUGACUAG
Amorphotheca resinae ATCC 22711 is the source of this 1083-nucleotide messenger RNA. RefSeq lists its product as hypothetical. The record is from RefSeq and is a predicted model, not a curated record. NCBI's taxonomy places the organism in Eukaryota, Fungi, Ascomycota, Leotiomycetes, Helotiales, Amorphothecaceae. Gene Ontology annotation, molecular function: dioxygenase activity. The transcript is spliced from 6 exons. The coding region runs from base 1 to 1083 and encodes 360 amino acids.